ACUCCUUCAACAUGUACGUUGAACUGUGUCUAUCUUCCAUAUGAUCGAGCUGUAUGUUAACCUCGUGUAGAAAUAUCUCCUGGACAAGUGGUUAUGGUAAGAUCUUACUUUUACUUCUUAGAAAUUUUAAAAGAAUUACGGACGUAAUAAGCAGCUAAACGCUAUAAAUUCUUCCUCAAUAUUCUGUGUUGACAGAUGAGUUCACAAGUCAUUUCCUAAUCAAAAGGAAACAUGAUUUGUGAAGUAGUAUUUUCGUUCUCCUUUCGCUUUCUUAUGAGUUAUGAUGUAUCGUUUAAUGUUACAAUGUUAGUAUAUUGAGAUUUGAGUUGAUUGCUGAGAGUACUUCAGGUGAAAAUACUCGGUUCGUGCCGUGAAGUAGGACGCUUAUAAGCACUUCAUUUUGUAAACAAAACAUAGAUCUCGACGUAGGCAAUAGUCUUAUAUUGCAGAAAUGAAAUACCAUAUAGUAUUGCAGCAUUGUUUGAACAGUUAAGUUGCGAAUCAGUUAAGGAAAGCCUACGUGUGUAAUAUCAUAUAAAGUAGGUGGUCGUUCGGUUGCCUCGUGUAAGAUAGGAUGAGAGGGCGAAGACGAAGAACCGCCGUCUCAUGCCGUGUGACAGACGCUGCGAAAUCAGUUAAGACUUAGUUAAGCCAGAGUUUCUUUGUUAAUAUUUAUUUUGUUGCGACUUGGAAAAAGCAUUUUUAUAAUCUACUGGUAAUAAAUAUGUCUUUCUAAACCUCAUAAUUUAUAAAAGCAAAAGUACGUUCUAGUUCGGUAGUUUGAACAAUUGUAUUCUGUAAGUGUUCCCUGCUGUGACAAUAAACUCAAGGAACGUGGGCUGCCUGUAGUUAUAAAUUCCACGAGUGCUAUUGCAGAGGAUUAAUUUGUCACACUAGACUGUCAAAGGCCCAAAGGUCAAUAAUACUUGGAUUAUCUUUUUAUCAAAUAAAUGUCAAAUAGUAUAAUGAAUUGUGGUUGCCUGGCCACCGAACCAAUAUCAAAUCCCAACCGCUUUGUCUCCCCAGUCUCAAGCUACCUGAUGAGAAAUUCAAUUACUGAAUUGAUCACAACAGUUGAAAUCCACCCAAUUUUAAAGCAUUAUUAGGAAGCAUUCCUCCUCAAUAACUCUUACUUCUUCACUUGUUAUUGGCAUUGACUUGCCAAAACUUUUCUAGGAUUAGCAUAUACUGAAACUCCGCAUCCAUGGCUUCAGCACUGCCCUCCCUUAGUGGUGCUACCCUUUUGCCUUGAUCAACUGUUGCACUUGCAAGGGUGUCAAUCCAUCCCAAAAAUUGGGGGGGGGGGACGGACUCCAAACUAGGAAGGUCCGGAGGUAUGCUACCCGAAAUUUUGGUAUACUGAAACGGCAUUCCAGCGUUUUGGAGGCACUUAUAAAGUUUUAUUUUAUAGUAGAGAGUGAGAUACUGAAAAAUACACAGUGAAAUAUUUUCCAUAUAUUCACUUGUGAAGAUAUCGAUCACGUGACUUUUUCCAAUUUGCUUUUGAGCGUGAAAUUUCACAAUCUUUUUGCUUGGGACUAUAUGCAGGGUGUAUAAAAAAAAACUGAACAGAUUUGAAGUUGCUCUCAAUUUUGCAAAACAGCUAUUAGUAUCCAGUUUUUUAUGUAUAUAGCUUCUUUGAUAAUGUAGAAUAAUGAAAAAAAUUUUCGAACUCGGAUUUUGUGAACCAGGGGUGUGUGUUUUUUCCAACAAACUAAAAAUGGCUUGCGCGCGAAAUUUAAAAGCUUCAAUCAUAUUUUGAGAAAAUAGAUUAUUAUUAUUAUUAUUCAAUGAAGUAUUCCCGGAGAGGGUUUUUCAAUACCUAUUUACAGAACGAGUAGUUAUAUUAAAAUUCCUAUUUAUAGCGUUUAUUAAAAUCUAUUUGUCUAUAUUUAUCACGAUCUAUAUUUAUAUACGAUCAGAAGUAUAUUUACAUAUUUAUCAUUUAUUUAAAAUCUAUUAAAUCUAUAAUAUCAGAAAAUGUAAUUAAUUGUUGUUUAGCAUCUUCUACUUUAACUCAGUUUUAAAUUCGGCCAAGGUAACUUUUUAAGGUCUUCAUCCAAGUCAUUCCAUAACUUCACCGCUCUGUAAUAAAAGGUUCUUUGUCCUGAAACUGUUUUGUGUUAAGGGAUGUGUAGCGCUUUAUUAUUCCUUGUAUUUAGAUCGUGAAUUUCAUUUCUUUUUAUAAAUAAUUUGGAUCAGUAGAUAAGGUGGUGCUAAUCAGUUCAUACAUUUGUAUCAGUAUUAGUGUCUCUCUAUAUUUUAAGUGUUCCUCCACAGGAAGCCAGCGAAUUGCCCGUAGUGCUCGUGUUACAUGAUCAUAUCUUCCAGUAUAUUUGUCAAUAUCCUACAAGCAAAAUUCUGUACUGCUCUCAAUUUCUUUAUAUUUGUUGCAGAAGCUAGUGUUUGACCAUACUGUAGAGCAAUAAUAAAGUUUGGUCAUUAAUAAAGCAUUGAUAAUUAAGCGAAGACUAUCCCUAUCAAAGCUAUCCUUUACUCUGUUUAUCUGACACAGCUUGGCCAUACAAGAUGAUACAACAUUUUUGAUAUGGUAAUCGUAUGUCAGAUAACUGUCUAUGGUUAAUCCCAGCCGAGGUCUUUGGCAUUUGUGGUUGGUGUAAUCUCUUCUCCAAGAAAUGUAAUUGUCGUCUCCUCAAGGAGCUUACCGAGCAGUUGACGAGUUCCUAUCAAGAGUAACUUUGUCUUCUCGGGGUUUAUCAACAGUUUAUUUUCGAAAAACCAAGUUGCGACCAAUUUGAGGUCCUCCUCUAUCUUUGUUUUUGCAUUAGCAAUAUCUUCAAUUGGAAAUGACAUAAAGAUCUUAGAAUCAUCGACGAAUGAUUCCAACUCAGAUACUUGUGGUACUCUUGAGAGGUCAUUUAUAUAGAUGCAGAACAAUAACGGUGACAAUAUUGCAAUGAGGCACUCCGUGAGUGAUUAUUAAUUGGUAAAUAGAUGGCAAAUGUGUUGGGUUUUUAAUUACUGUACAAAAUUUCAGACAAUUUGCUUUAGUUUAAGUCCUUUAACUAUUCAUUUUUUUCUAAAAAGUCAGUCUUUCGCAUGCUUAAAUAAUGCCUUUACCUAAUUUGCAUAUUGCUGACAUAUGCAAAUUAGGCAAAGCACGGGCAAAGGCAUUAACUAGGCAUGCAUAUAGCUGAUUUUUAGGAAAAAAUGUAAGUUUGCGUGAAUAUUUAAAUGGCUUAAACUAAAGCAAGUUGUCUGAAAUUUUGUAUAGUAAUUAAAAACCCAACAACUUUUCCAUCUAUUAACUCAAAAUAUGAUUAAAGCUUUUAAAUUACGUGCGAAAGCCAUUUUUAGUUUGUUGGAAAAGACACACCCCUGGUUCGCAAAAUUUGAGUUCGAGAAAUUUUUUUCAUUAUUCUACAUUAUAAGUAUCCAAAGAAGCUAUGUACAUCAAAAACUGGAUACUAAUAGCUGUUUUGCGAAAUUGAGAGCAAAUUCAUAUCUGUUCAGUUUUUUUGAUACACUCUGUAUAAUAAACAGAACAUUACACGGUGGCUUGAAGAUAUGACUUUUAUCUUCUCGUGUUAAAAACAAUAUUUUACUGCUCGUAAAAUAGUGUUUUCACCACUCGAAAAUAAAAGUCAUAUCUUCGCACCGCCGUGUAAUAUCCUCUAUAUAUUACAAUGUGCAUGAUCUUAAAUCCAUUUUUAACCAGUGUGAGAAAUCCGCUAAAAACCAACUGAUGUCCUAGCCUGUAAACAGACGUUGCUCUCGACAAAACGCGCGCUUUGUCGAGAGCAAAGUCUGUUCACGGGCUAGGACAUGCAUGUCCUCACCUUUAUUUUAAUGAUCAAUAAUCUAUUAAAUUAACCAUUUCCCUUAUUUUGAUGAUAAUCAUCUAUUUAAGGGAAACUCAGUUAAAACAUAAUAAUUUUUAAGUAUUUACUAUUUUACAUUUGACAACUGUGAACAAUGUGGGCAGCAAAACGUUGUUCAAGCCUGUUUUCAACAGCAUGGCGUUUUUUGCUGUGUAGAUUAUUCUAUCUUUACAACCAUUGUGAUACUACUUUUUUUAACUGUGUUUAUCCUAACCCACACUGUGGGAGAAAACCGGAGCACCUGCAUGGAGAGAACCCACGACUUUCGGGACUUAAUAACUAUAUUAUCUGAAUACAUCUAAUCAAAAAUCAAAUGGGUAGCUAUCGUGGAUGGUGUCUUUAUUAUCCAUGGCAGCUAUAUAUACCACCCAAUUUGACCAUAUAAUUAUAAAUCAUAACAUACUACCUCUAACAUACUCAAUGCUCAUUUACUGUUUCAUAUCUUUGUCUAUCUUGUCUAUUUUUGUUCCUUAGUUGAUACGGUUUAAUUCAGUUGGUGUACUGUAAAGAACGAUAGCCGGUUCAACAUAAACAUAGCAGUGGAAUGUAUUCAGGUGUUGUGAUGAGACAAAAGACAAAACAAGAGACGUGUGCGGAGGAACACGAUUCAUUUCAUGAUAAGCGUAGAUUACUCUCGUACUGGAAAUCAUUGGACUCCUCUUCCUGUCCAGUCAACAAUGAAACUGGAAAUGACGUUAAGAAUGAACUUCUGGCAGAACUAAGAAAGUGUUUAACAGAAUUGGACGAUUUAGAUUCACUAUCGAACACCACAGAGCAAGAUGUAUCAUCUUUGCAAAAUGAACAGUUGAGCCUUCUAAAGCAGCUCGGAGAGUAUUCGGCGUAUUUUACACCAGGAACUUUGGAUUUAAAUGAUAAUUUAAACAGUAAUAACAAAGCUAUUGAUGCAUUAAGAGCAGAAAGGAAAUUGUUGCUAGAAGAAAAUGAAAAACUUGUAAAGCAGAUGGAAAAACAGAAAAAAGAAUACAAGUCUUCAAGUGGAGAACAGCAAAACGAUAUUGAAAAGUUGACAAGGGUAAAUAGUUAUCUUCUCAUACCUUUGAUUUGUUCAUUCAUGCGUCGCUUGAUGUCUUAGGUUUUCUUUUCAGGUUUUUUUAAUUUUUUUCGAGAGUUCUAUCUCUUGUUGCGGUAUUCGUCUUCUUGCAUGUUUUCAUCGCCUAUAGCACCUGCCUGAUUAACAUACUGUUGUUUCUCCUUUCCAUCUGAUAGUAUCUUUCUUACAGGAAGUUCAAAAUUUCAAUAUAUCCCGACGAAAACUGGAACGCGAGUUGCUUCAAAUAACGAAACAAAAGAACGAAAAUGAAGCUACGAUUAAUUCUCUUCGCCAGGAUAUGAAGGCUAUGAAAGAUUCGCAUGAAGCAGAAAUGAAGAGAUUAAGUAAUGUAAAUGAUCAGGUCUCGCAAGACAACAGUGAGUUGGUUGAGAAAGGCAAGGAAGCCACGGAGAGUCUAAAAAUUGCGCUUCAUCAGCUAACUGAAGAAAAGAAAGCAAUGCAAGGGCAGAAAAAAACUAGUUCUGGCAAAGACAUUCGGGAAAUUGAAGCUCCUUUAGAACGAGCUAAGAAAGAAAGGGAAGCAUUUCGACAACGAUGUGAAAAAAGCGAAAUACUUCAAAGGACUUUGCAAGAAGAAAUUUCAUCAUUGAAGAAGGAAGUGGAAGUAAAAGAAAAGCAACUAUCAAGGAGGUCUUAUAGAGAAGUCGUGGAUGGCGGGGAUGUCACGUCAUCUGUUGGAGAGAAAUCCACCUCGGAAGACGGAGAUGAGGGUCUUCAAGGUGGUCAGUCAAGGAUAUCUCAACUUAAAAAGCACGGGCAUAUCUUAGAAGAACGGAUCAAAGAGAAACACGAAACCAUCCUAUCGCUGCGGAAGGAGAAUGCACGAGCUAAUGAUAUCGCGAUGGAAAAAUCCUUGGAGCUUUCAAGGACUAGACGAAUUUUAGAACGGAAAAUUGAAAAACUAACAAACGAAAAUUAUGAAUUAAAAAAGAAGUUUUUGAUUCCGAGUAGUUCUUGCAUAAGGAAUAAAAACACAGGAAAUAAACAGGAGAGUCAGAAACAAUUAGAGCUUAAACAACGAGAAAGAAAUGACGAAGAAGUUCUGGAAAGAAGACAACGUAGGCGGUCUAAUCCUGAACGUUGGGCAAUUGAUGCAACAUUAAAACGUUUAAACAACGAAAACCCAUCGUCGGAUACCUAUAAUGAUACUUCUACUGGAACAAUAUCAAAAUUGAAGGGAAAUCAAGUUGAGAAGCCUGAUAAUCAAGAUUCGGGGAGGAGCACACUGAAUGUUCCACUUGAUGUUACUCCAAGGAGAAGAAUCGGUGGAAAAUUCAUUAGAGCAAGUUCAAAAAGACAUAGUGCUGACUUGGGGAAAUUAAUGUCAAGACCAGAACCAGUUAUUAACAAAAAAUCGGAAAGGUAAGUUCUGACAACAACAACAACGACAACGACAACGAAAACAACGACAACGACAACAACGGGAAUAACUGAAUUGUGGUGUGCAUACCUAGAAAAUGCCUAAUUUUACAAAGAAUGCCAAUGCUUAAAGGUCGAGACACACCGGACGCGAUUCAAGAACGCGGCGCGAUUCUUCGAUUUUAACUACCGAUAACUUUGAUCCUGGUUUAAGUUUUUCAAAUACUUAGAAGUGCUAUAACAUUUUGAGUUAUUUGGUCUGCAUAUCUUUUAAAAUUUCCUUUCACUGGUUGUUUUAUUAACUUUUAAAAACUGAAAAGUCUUAAAAACUAAAAAAUCGCUCCGCAUUGUCGAAUCGUGUCCGGUGUGUCUCAACGGUCGACCUUAAGUCUUUCUCCUCUUUCGCGUGUAACCUAAUAAAUAAGUUUGAAAACGGGUAACAGACUUGUAUAUACAGUGUAAGGUGUAAUUGUCGCCCAGUGUACCAAGAUUAUUGAGAGUGUCAUCCCGCAGCAUGUAAUUAGCUCGGCAAAUAAAUGAUUUAGCAUUUGGCUCACGAAAUAAUAAACACAUGUUGUGCAUAUUCAGUAUAGACUAUAUAUAGUAUUCAAGUAUAGAUCAGGAUUAACAUAAGUAACUGUUCUAACUUCUAAGAUUAUACAUUUAAGUUCAAUGACUAGGGCUGGCGAUGAACAUAAUUUGGGCGUGUGUUAGAGUAGAAAUAUUUCAAAAAGGCAUUUUGGGUGCAAGUACAUGAUUUAUAUAGGUGUAAGCUGUGGUGUAACUUUUUAGGAGGUUAAGGGAAGUAAAUCAGCUUAUUAUAUGUCUAAAUUGUGUUUUAUCUAGUGACAUGUUACUUGAAGAUGAACCUGCUACAAUUUUUAUCAAUAAAUAUCGUAAAAAAAGUGAAGAAGAAGAACACUGGGUAUAGCUUAUAAAGCGUCCAUGUACGUAUAGAGUGUACUGUCUUUUCAAUAUUUACACUACACGAAGUGGAAGGUCAUAGACAUAGCUGGUAGAGACGGUGGCAAUUAAAGUAAUUCUAGAAUAGUCAGUUCACACCAGGCAAGCCAAACUUGCUUAACUAUUGACACGAUGGAAAUCGCCGUUUACUAGUCCAACUCUCUACCAACUGAGCUACGCAGACAGUUCCGAAAUAUCACCUAUAUAUAUACUCGGACCGAUUGAUCUAUCUAUCAUGCAUAUAUGUCGUAGCGCAGUAGCGUCUUCUAGGCAAACUGAUAUCUAGCUAUUCAUUUUAAUUAUUUUAAUGGCAUUAUGAAUAUCUCUUAUUGUUCUGGCUUCCCUGAAAAAAUAUUUUUAACAUAUUUGAUAUAAAUGUUCGAACAUAUUUAUUUGGUAUUAUAUUGUAAUAUAAAAUAUCUCAUUCAUCUCACAAAACAAAAAUAAUGUAUAGGGGAUCUAUUAUGAGUUAUAGCGGUUAUAGGCGGUUUGGGCGCAUUUAAGAGGGCGGUUUUCGGAUAUAUCUCAGUCAAUUUUCAUACUUGCAUACAGAAAGUUAUCGGCAGCAAGCAGGCGCUCUUGCUUUAUAAAAUUAGUUUAGUUGAGGUUUCAGCUAGUUUUCCUCUUGAAGGUAGUAACACUGAAGUUAACUGAACCCUGCACUGAACCAAUAUGAAGGAUGGUCCAUCUUAUACUGGACCUUUAGGGAGAAGAAUUUAAAACUGAUUCACUGCUUGUAUCAGUAUACAGGGUGUAUAAAAAAAAACUGAACAGAUUUGAAAUUGCUCUCAAUAUCGCAAAACACCUAUUUGCAUCCAGUAUUUUAUAUAUGUAGUUUCUUUGGG
Paramuricea clavata is the source of this 8081-nucleotide messenger RNA. The record is from the annotation of a GenBank genome assembly. NCBI's taxonomy places the organism in Eukaryota, Metazoa, Cnidaria, Anthozoa, Malacalcyonacea, Plexauridae.